Messenger RNA from Saccostrea echinata, 1291 nucleotides. RefSeq lists its product as uncharacterized. The transcript has 2 exons. The coding region runs from base 163 to 798 and encodes 211 amino acids. NCBI's taxonomy places the organism in Eukaryota, Metazoa, Mollusca, Bivalvia, Ostreida, Ostreidae. The record is from RefSeq and is a predicted model, not a curated record.
CACACACAGAAUAAAAUCAUACCUCUGAAAGGAACCAAAAAGGACAUAAAGUUGAUGUAUUCAGACAUUACACAGAGGGACAAUGGUGAUAAAAUAUAGCGAUAAAUGAUUUCGAUCAUUGCUGAACGGACACAAGACGUGAAGAACUACCACUAGAGCCAUAUGAAUAACAAAAAUAUGAAGAUGCCACAAAAACCUCAAAUAACGAUUGAGCGAUCUACAAGUUUGAGAAAUUAUGCUUAUAGAAGACCUGAUGCAAACACUGAGGAAUUUGUAAGGUUCAUAACAGAACGACAACCGACAAACUUACGGCUUCAGCGGAGAGCUCCACUUCCGGAGAUAGGAACAUCCGGACUCCGUGAUUCUGGAUUUUUAGAUAAAAACAGUGACACUAGUGACUAUGAUGAUACAACAUUAGAUAACGAAGUAGCAUCAGUGUACAGUAAUAAGUCCAAAACUUCCAGAAAAGAUCUCCAUGUUCAAGAAGUUUUAACUCUAACCAGAGAACAAACUCGGGAUAACUUGUUUAACAAAUCUUUAUCCAACGGACUUGCUGAUCAUUUAAACGGAAACGUGCUUCUUUUUCGACAAACAACAGACAUUCGGAAAAGAGGAGGAGGUUUGAAUGUGAAUAUUCUCCCGAAAGUGAACCGUCCAGGGAAACAACUUCCCCCAAUCGAACAGCUGCAUAUCCCAGACCGUCCAACAGCCCCUUCCCCAUCCCGUACACCCCCAUUUUCUAAUUCUGAUGGUAGCUUUAUUGAAGAGGAACCAGUAGAUUAUAUAGACUCGUCAUAAAAAAUGGCAAGAAUUCUUUAAAAACAAAAAAAAGAGAAAUACAAUUGUUCAUAUUUGAGAAACACUUUAUGCGAAUUCUUGCUUCAUAAUACAAAGAGGAAUUUUUUUAAUGAAUGUAACAAACACAUACCUGUGAUAAAAACCGGUUUUUGAUUUUAAAGACGUUUUGUAGGUGCUGAACGUUUAUAGAUAUCUGUGAUUUAUCUUGGUGAUAUUUUUCUUAUUUUUUAGAUUGUUUAUGUUAUUUUAAUUUUGCUUCGGAAUAUGUUCUUUGAAUAUAUAAUCAUGGAAUUUUAUCCAAUUUUUCAAAAGAUUUGAAAGGGUUAAUUCCCACAGUUUUAAACAGUAAAGAUAGAACAUGUAGAUCAAGUAUAUAUGUUUAUGUAUCGACUUCCAAUUUAUAUUACUUCAUUAGAAAUAUUCUAUUAUGACAUUAUUUCAUGUUAUAAAAAUUAUUCUCAGGGAAAUCGUCAUCUUCAUCACAUAAAAAUAG